ACCAAGGGAAUCCAUACCUUGCAGAUGGUUGUCAAGGUAUUUGGCUUCAAUAUAGAUAAAACGAUGUUUUAUAUAUAAUAUUCUGUGUGAUAUUUGAAUGUAUACUUUUCCUAAUUUCUCUUCAGAUAUCAAUGAGUGUCAGAGUUCAGACCGCUGCAGCACAGAAGAACUCUGCGUAAAUCUACCAGGACAGUAUAAAUGUGAUCCCAAUCAAUUGAAGACAUCUCUGAGGUUUUUAAUUUCAUUUGGUAUCUUUGCAUCAGUCUUUGUGAUAGUGGUUGGAGGUUUAGGGUCGAUAUAUUGGGAAAUGAAGAAACGAGAGUACAUGAUUUUGAAAGAAAAGUACUUUGAAAAAAAUGGUGGUUUAUUGUUACAACAGCUUGCUAAUCAUCAUGGAGUGGAGAUGGCCAAAAUAUUUACUGCAGAAGAACUUGAGAAGGCCACAAACAAUUAUCAUGAAAGCAGAGUCCUUGGUGAAGGAGGUUGUGGAAUAGUUUACAAGGGAAUAUUGCAGAAUGACAGAACGGUUGCCAUAAAGAAGCCCAAAGUUGGUGACACAUCCCACAGUACUACCCCAACCCACUGCACUCCCAGUCAGCAGUUUGUUAAUGAAGUGAUUAUUCUUUCACAAAUCAACCACAUAAAUGUGGUGAGGUUAUUGGGUUGUUGCUUGGAGACAUCGGUGCCUAUACUCGUUUAUGAGUUCAUCACUAAUGGCACCCUUUUUAAGCACCUUCAUGGAGAUAAAAGGGGAAAAAGAUCAUCGCCACCACUUUUUUGGGAUUUACGAUUAAAGAUAGCAACAGAAACUGCAGGUGCAUUGGCAUACUUACACUCCUCCACUUCGAUGCCAAUAUUACAUCGAGAUGUGAAGACAAUGAACAUACUACUAGAUGAAAACUACACUGCAAAAGUCGCUGACUUUGGAGCUUCACAAUUGAUUCGACCUCUUGAUGAAAAGCAAAUGACAACUUUUGUGCAAGGGACACUCGGAUACUUGGACCCUGAAUAUUUUCACUCGGAUGAAUUUACAGAAAAAAGCGACGUCUAUAGCUUUGGAGUUGUCCUAGUGGAGCUACUGACAAGUAAAAAGGCAUUUUCUUUUGCUAGGCCAGAUGCAGAGAGAAACCUUUCAAAAUUGUUUGUUUCUUCGGUGGAAGACGGUCGCUUGAAGGAAAUUCUUGACACUGACAUGGUCGAUGAGGCAAAUAUUAAUGAUACAAUGGUACUAGAAAAUGUGGCUUAUCUGGCAAAGAGAUGUUUGAGAGUAAAAGGGGACGAAAGGCCUACUAUGAAAGAAGUAGCCAUGGAGCUAGAGUGUUUAUAUAAAGGAUUGAGUUCUAUUUAUGAUAUGACACAUAAGCAUUACUUUAUUUGUCAAGACGAGACUGAUGAGGACUUGCUGGGAUCAUCAACUUCAAAUACUGCUGACGUUGCUGCAGAUGUUCUUUGAGGUGAUGAGCCCCGAAAUCCGUCACAUGAAGAAGGUGUUGCAGGAGGGUGAUGCGUUUGUUUUUCCAAAAUGGACUUGUGCAAUACCAGAGGCUAUUGCUGCUCUCAGCAGCCAAGAUCCUGGUGUUGUAACAAUUGCUGCACUCAGCAGCCCAUAUUCUUGUGAAGGCUUUGCAAGUUCAU
Rosa rugosa (rugosa rose) is the source of this 1635-nucleotide messenger RNA. Its product is annotated as wall-associated receptor kinase 2-like. Gene Ontology annotation, cellular component: plasma membrane. The coding region runs from base 98 to 1453 and encodes 451 amino acids. Gene Ontology annotation, molecular function: ATP binding; calcium ion binding; protein serine/threonine kinase activity. The transcript is spliced from 2 exons. Gene Ontology annotation, biological process: cell surface receptor signaling pathway; protein phosphorylation. The record is from RefSeq and is a predicted model, not a curated record. Lineage: Eukaryota; Viridiplantae; Streptophyta; Magnoliopsida; Rosales; Rosaceae.